Chanos chanos (milkfish) is the source of this 915-nucleotide messenger RNA. RefSeq names its product olfactory receptor 6N2-like. Gene Ontology annotation, biological process: G protein-coupled receptor signaling pathway; detection of chemical stimulus involved in sensory perception of smell. Lineage: Eukaryota; Metazoa; Chordata; Actinopteri; Gonorynchiformes; Chanidae. Bases 7 to 915 code for a protein of 302 amino acids. Gene Ontology annotation, molecular function: odorant binding; olfactory receptor activity; G protein-coupled receptor activity. The transcript has a single exon. The record is from RefSeq and is a predicted model, not a curated record. Gene Ontology annotation, cellular component: membrane.
GCCACCAUGAAGAAUUUAAGCAGUGUUUUAGUGUUCACUCUUUCUGGGUUUAGUGAAAUAACAGAAACUUGGCAUAUGCUCCUCAGCAUAACCCUAUUAUGUUACAUUGUAAUUUUGUGGUUCAAUACGACUAUUAUUGUCACAAUCAUCUUAAAUAGAAGACUGCAUGAACCAAUGUACAUUUUCCUUUGUAAUCUGUGUAUUAAUGCCCUUUAUGGAACUGCUGGCUUCUAUCCCAAAUUCAUGUAUGACCUACUGUCUGAGUUCCAGGUGAUUUCAUAUGCAGGAUGUCUCACACAAGCUUUUGUCAUUUAUUCGUCAGUUUUGUGUGACUUUUCAACUUUAACAAUAAUGGCAUAUGACAGGUAUGUGGCAAUAUGUUGGCCAUUAGAAUAUCACUCUAGAAUGACAAACUACACAGUUAUGAAAUGUAUUCUAUUUUCCUGGUUUGCCCCAUUCUUUUGCAGUUUUACUGGCCUGGCUUUAACGAGAAGACUUAUUUUGUGUGGAUCCAUUAUUGAAAAACUUUACUGUGAAAACUGGGCAGUUGUGAAGCUGUCAUGUUCUUCUACAGUAGUAAAUAAUGUAUUUGGUUAUAUGGUAAUAAUAAUAUAUUUCUGUCAUACAUUAUUUAUUUUCUGUUCAUAUAUUAGACUAAUUGGUGCUUGUCAGAAUUCAGCUGAGAGCAGGAGUAGAUUCAUGCAGACCUGUAUUCCACAUUUGGUUGUCUUGCUCAAUUUCACUGUUGCUUUGCUGUUUGAUGUGAUGUACAGCAGGUAUGGAUCAACAAAUUUUCCUCAAGGUUUGCGUAAUUUCCUCGCAUUAGAAUUCCUUAUCAUUCCACCAGUUGUAAAUCCCAUCAUUUACGGACUCAAACUUACCAAAAUACGUAAACAAGUUUUAAGAUUUUGCUAG